This is a messenger RNA of Antrostomus carolinensis (chuck-will's-widow), 1768 nucleotides long. It is a transcript of the gene FBXO46, whose product is annotated as F-box protein 46. Lineage: Eukaryota; Metazoa; Chordata; Aves; Caprimulgiformes; Caprimulgidae. The record is from RefSeq and is a predicted model, not a curated record. Gene Ontology annotation, molecular function: protein binding. The transcript is spliced from 2 exons. The annotation marks the transcript as partial.
UACCACCAGUACCACCACCACCAGUACCACCACCACCACGGCGUCAACCGAAGAAGGUCGUGUGUUGUUGGACACUUGGUACGUCAUCAAACCAGGUAACACCAAGGAGAAGGUGGCAUUUUUUGUGGCACAUCAAUGUGGUGGUGGUGGUGGUGGCACCAGUGGUGGUGGUGGUGGUGGUGGCACCAUCGGUGGUGGUCGUGUCACCACCAUGAAGGUCAAAGGUCAUUGGAGUAACGAGAGUUCUAAAGCCAAACGACGUCGCCGUUGUCAUGACCCAACCAAGAACAUGGUUUGUCCCCAUCCUGGUGGUGACAUCAUGGGUGAAACUCCUGAUUUAUUAUCGGUGGCCGAGAUGGUGGCUUUGGUUGAACGUAGGACGGCGUUGGCUUUACAGAACUUUCCUCCUCGAGCUUCUGGUGUCUCCAACUUCUUUGGAGAAGACACCAAACCACUCAACUUCACCGAUUGUAACCGCGUGGCCGAAGCCGUCGCUCAUUUCGAGUCGCGUCAACGAGAACAUGGUGGUGGUGGAGUUGGACUUGGUGGAGUUGGACUUGGUCAACCCAAUGGGUUGUGUCACUCAAGCACUGAACAUGCCACCACCACCACAACCACCACAACCAUGGUGUCACCAUCAUCAUCAUCAUCAUCAUCAACUCCUGGUGAGGUUCGUAUCGCGUUCCGUAUCUCCAGCGGUCGCGACUCACGUGCCACCACCGUGGUUGAACCUGGUGCCGUUGGACAUCAUCCCAAUUGUGUUUUGAUGAGUUGUGGUGGUGGGACAUCCAAUGGUGGUGGGGGUGGUGGUGGUGGUGGUGGUGGUGGACGUUCCAAGGACAAGAUCACUUGUGAUCUCUACCAACUCAUCAGCCCAUCCCGCGACGCGUUACCCAACAACGUUGAGUUCCUCUUGGCCAACGCUUCACCUAAAGAAGAUGGUGAUGGUGGUGACGUGGAUAUGGGAUCUACUGAAGGUUUGGUUAACACCAUCAAAGCUGAGAUGAUUGAAGGAAGCAGUGAUGGGACAUUGACCACCACCACCACCACCACGACAACCACCACCACAACAAGAGAUUGCUCCUCUGGUUUCCACGUGGACGUGGUGGUGACGGGGGUGGUGGAUCAAUGUGUUUUCUUCGGUAAAGACAGCACCAAGAAGAUGAAAGAAGAAACCAUCAACCUACCACCAACCACACAAGAAGAUCCACCACCAGGACAACUUUUUCUUCUCCCUAUCGUUGAGGAAACACCAAGAAUGGAGGAGACAGAGAAGGUUGAAGAACGUUCCACCAUCCCUGACCCUUCUCUAUGUCGUUUGUACCGUCACGUCUCCCACGAUUUCUUGGAGAUCAGGUUUAAGAUCCAACGCUUGUUAGAACCAAGACAAUACAUGUUCCUCCUCCCAGAACAUCUCAUGGUGAAGAUCUUCAGCUACUUACCCACCCAAACUUUAGCAGCUUUGAAAUGUUCUUGUCAUUAUUUCAAAUCCAUCAUCGAAACUUUUGGGGUUCAAGCCACCGAUUCCAGGUGGAACCGGGACCCUCUUUAUCGUGACGACCCUUGUAAACAAUGUAAGAAACAUUAUGAGAAAGGAGAUGUCUCCUUGUGUAGGUGGCAUCCCAAACCUUACCACCAUGACCUACCUUAUGGGAGAUCUUACUGGAUGUGUUGUAGAAGACCUGAUAAAGAAGCUCCUGGUUGUAAGGUGGGUUUACAUGAUAAUAAUUGGGUUCAUCCGGCCAAUCGACGGGAGGAUGGAAGGUGA